Molecule: messenger RNA, 618 nt
Organism: Ilex paraguariensis (yerba mate)
Lineage: Eukaryota; Viridiplantae; Streptophyta; Magnoliopsida; Aquifoliales; Aquifoliaceae
Source: the annotation of a GenBank genome assembly
AUGGCUUCAAGGAGAUUUAUGAGUCCUUUGUCUAGGGUUUUGCCCGAGGGGUUGUUCUCUUGGUUCUGGGCUUGUGUAGUGUUUGUUUUGAUGUUAGGACUAGUUUUGGUGGGCAUGGAAAAAAUCCAUGGAGUGUCAUCCUUGUCUUUGAAGCUGAGAGCAUCGAGGAAGGAAAAGGGAACAGGGAAAGCUAUGGAAAAAGGUGAUGGUGAUGGUGAUGAUGAACCUCGCGAGUCUAAGGCGAGGAAAAAUCAAACAGUAUAUAUUAUUGAUUUAUGUCAAGAAGUUUAUAUGCGAUUAAAGGAUGUAGACUCUGAUUUGAUGAUUUUGAGGACCAUAGUUCGUGGCAUUCUAGCUACAAAUGGCAAGAAACUUGGAGCUAUCUUUGGAGAUGCAGAGGAGGAUAUUUACAAUUUUUUGCCAAGAGAUUCAUUACCAGUCCUACCUUUAGUGACUCCUGCCGGUGCUACUUCUUUAGUCACUAUUCCACCUACCUCAAUACCUGAACCGUCACCUGUAGUUGUAAGUGAGCCUCGAGACCCAAGAAUGGAGAUUGAGAGUAGUGAGGCAGAGGGUGAGUCUAAUUUUGAUGAGAGUGACGAGGGAGAUCCUGAGUAG